Messenger RNA from Aspergillus viridinutans, 885 nucleotides. RefSeq names its product casein kinase II subunit beta. Gene Ontology annotation, molecular function: protein kinase regulator activity. Gene Ontology annotation, cellular component: protein kinase CK2 complex; cytoplasm. The transcript is spliced from 2 exons. NCBI's taxonomy places the organism in Eukaryota, Fungi, Ascomycota, Eurotiomycetes, Eurotiales, Aspergillaceae. Bases 1 to 885 code for a protein of 294 amino acids. The record is from RefSeq and is a predicted model, not a curated record.
AUGACCGAGUCUUCGGCUAGUGAGGAUCUUUUCGCUCACGCUCGAGGCAAUGAAUCUAAUGAAAGAUUCUACAACCUCUGUUUCUGGGGACGCAAUAAUCCUCCAUCCGCGAUGCCUUGCUCACAGUAUACCACGCAGUUCAUUUCCUCCCGCGGAAACGAGUAUUUUUGCGAGAUCGACGAGGAAUACUUGACCGAUCGCUUCAAUCUUACCGGCCUCAACACUGAAGUUCCUUACUACCAGUAUGCGCUGGACCUUGUGACCGACGUCUUUGAUCUCGAUGCGGAUGACGAUCUACGCGAGCAGAUCGAGAAGUCCGCCCGUCAUCUCUACGGCCUGGUUCACGCAAGAUACAUUGUCACUACUCGUGGCCUUGGCAAGAUGGCUGAAAAGUACAAAAAUGGCGACUUCGGCAAAUGCCCCCGCGUUUUGUGCGAGGGUCAGCACCUCCUCCCGAUGGGCUUGCACGAUAUUGCGAACCAGAGCACUGUCAGACUCUACUGCGCCAAGUGCGAGGAUAUCUACAAUCCUAAGUCUUCUCGUCACUCCUCUAUCGACGGCGCCUACUUCGGUUCCUCUUUCCAUAGCAUCUUCUUUCAGGUGUUUCCCAAUCUGGUUCCUCCCAAGAGCACUCGCCGCUAUGAGCCCCGCAUCUACGGUUUCCGCGUGCAUGCCAGUGCCGCUCUGGCCCGCUGGCAGGAUCGCUAUCGUGAGCAGAUGAGAAGCCGUCUUAACGAAGCCGGCGUGGAGGUGAAAUACGCCGAAGACAGCGAGGUGGAGGAUGACGAUGAGGAAGACUCUGAGGUUGAAGACCAGGCCUCUGAAGUCAAGGAAGAGAAGCUUUUGGGUGACGCUGCCUCGGGUCGUAUGGACCUCGGCAACUGA